Molecule: messenger RNA, 7694 nt
Organism: Exaiptasia diaphana
Lineage: Eukaryota; Metazoa; Cnidaria; Anthozoa; Actiniaria; Aiptasiidae
Product: histone-lysine N-methyltransferase 2A
Exons: 32
Coding region: 1-6525 (2174 amino acids)
Biological process (GO): positive regulation of DNA-templated transcription
Cellular component (GO): histone methyltransferase complex; nucleus
Molecular function (GO): DNA binding; zinc ion binding; protein binding
Source: RefSeq, a predicted model, not a curated record
AUGGCGCAUCGAGUUCCAGGAGUAAGGAAGGUCGGAAGACCACCAAAAAAGCACAGAGUCGCCAACCCAAAGAACUCUCAGUUUGGUUUCCACAAAAAGAAACAGUCUAACUCGAAGCAGAUCAAGCCGCAAGUAAUCUCGAUUCGCCGAUUCAGAGAGAUCUUCGGCUAUUCAGACGACGAGGACGAGGAGUUUUAUGGGUUUCGUUCUGAGGAUUUAGGGCUGGUUGCAUACAAGAAAAUAUCUUCUCCAACUCGUUUAAAUCCAGGAACUUUUGGCACCAAAAGAAAACAUGGCGUCCUGUCGAUACAUWCAAGUACGUCACGACAAUCGCCUGAAAAACAGCUAUCUAAUGCCRCUUCUCUUAAUGAUAGUGCACACAAAGAAAAAACAAAGACUGCUGCUUCUAAUGGUGAAAAUAUCUAUGCCAAACAGUAUCGUAAAAGGGAUAGUUAUGAGAGGAAACAUUCCCCCAUUAAACAGCCAGUGCAACGAACAGAAGCAUCACCUAAGCUGAAAUCUACAUCUCAAGUAAAGUUUAAUUUUGCUCCUCGGGGAGUAACACAAACUGCUGAUAUYAACCGAACUGAAGAUGUAAUUGAUCCCAACAAUAAACCUGUCGUGGUACCUCAAUCUAAACGAAAACCACAGACAGUUGCUCAGAUGUUGUUAGCUAAAGCAAAAGGUGGACUAUCACUAAAAAUACGAAAACAACAGCAAGUUAUUACUAUAAAACCUCCUUCUCAAUCCGUAGAAACAAGAGAAAUYCUUAGRGAAAAACCUAAAAUUGACACUGAUGAUAAGUCUCAAGUAAGAUCGAGGUCAGGGCGAGUGGUAAAAGCAAAGAAGAGAGAUUAUGAUGACUUGAUUACAUCUCCACGAAUCGAACCAAAGAAAGGACCCGAACAGAAAAAUAACAAUGCAGUAAAAAGAAGUUUGGAGGAUGGUGAAAUGCCAGUUCCGAAAGUCCAACGUGUUGACGAAUCAAUAAAAAAGAACGCUGAUGAAAAUAAAGGCAUUAAAUCUCAGGAUGCUCAUUUUAUCAAGACAAAACCAAUAGUCCUUUUGAAACCUCUGAAAAAAGCAACAAGAACAUUAAAAAUAUCACAUGCAAAAUCUCUGAAAGGCUCCCUUUCAUCUAAYCCUGGAGUCCAAAAYGAGCAAAUAUCAAAAGAAGGUACUAAAAAGAAGGUUMCUAAAAGAAAGACACCCAAAGGUGAAAAUAAAGAGAGUGACAAAAAUGAUUCGGAUAACCAACCAAAGACAGCUUUCWAGUCAAAAAGACUUCAGCAGCAAAAAGAAGAGAAUGAGAAACAAAAAGCAUUGAAAGCAGAGAGUYAAACUGUUGAAGAAGACAAUGAAAAGAUGGCAGACAAGACUGGUACUAAGGAAGAAACUGAAAUUGAAAGCUCCUCAAGUAAUGAGAGUGAGAGUUCUUCAGCUAGUGAAGAAAGCGAAGAAGAYAGUAUCAGUGGAGAUGAGUGGAAACCAUUACAGAGGCAAAGUGACUCCAGUGAUGUGAAAUCAAGACGUUUAACAAGGAAGAAAGAUUCUAAAGAGCCUAUUGAUAAAACUGAAACUGAAUCUACAGAUGAUGAGGAAAGUAACAAACCUCUUGCUUUGGUCAAGAAAGAACUGAAAGAAAGCCCUGAGAAAGUUGUGACAAAGGUGAUUAGAGUCGUGAGAAAAGUAAAGAUGAAAAAUGGUGAAAUCAAGAAAAAACUGGUUAAAGUUAUUAAAAAGAUUAAGAAAGUUAACAAUGGAGAAGGCUGUCCCAAAGUCCCUGGAAUGAGAAGAACAAGAUGCAGGAAGUGUCCUGGCUGUUUGGUUGAUGAUGACUGUGGAGAAUGUGUCUURUGCAUAGAUAAACCAAAGUUUGGUGGAACAGGAACCAUGAAACAAGCAUGCAAGAUGCGUAGAUGCGUCAACCCUCAGCUUCCCAAAGCAUUUUCAAAACGAAACAAGAAAGAUAUCAAAAAUACACCAAAACCAAAGAAUGAAAAACCUGUCAAAAAGCAAAAGAAGUCAACUGAAAAGUCUCCACAAAAGAAGCCCACUAAAAAUGCUCAAGAAAAAUCAAAAAAAUUGGUUUCAAAGAAGAAGAAGCAACUCCAGAUAAAAGCCAAACAUACAAAGAAACAAAAACCUUCUGUCAAGGAAACUGAGUCUUCUGAGAGUGCACCACCUCUUGAGAAUCCUAUUUUUCCAUUAAGACAAAAACAGCAACAAGUUCCCGAUUCGAGUCCAUUGGUAAAGUUGCCAUGGAGUGACAAUGCCUCUGAAGAAACAAUAUGGAAGGAAGGUUUUGGGGUUUGCUUUACUACUGGCAUUCCUAAUGCUCUACAAGAAAGCUGCUAUCUCUGUGGAAGUACUGGAAGAGAGAAGAUGUUUUACUGUAAAGUUUGUGCUGAACCAUUUCAUGGUUUCUGUCUGGAUGAGGAACCCAUUGACAGUAGUACAUGGUGCUGUGACAACUGCAGUACUUGUGUUGUUUGUGGUCUUCAAGAUAAACUUCUGAUGUGUGAUGUAUGUCAACGAGGCUAUCAUGUCGAAUGCCUUGGACCAAAUUAUCCCACAGAGCCAGAAGGUGAUGAUGACACAUGGAUUUGUGGGAGAUGUGUUAGAUGUAAAAGGUGUGGAAGCAGAAGUGCAGGCGAUGGCCCAGAUGCAACAUGGAUGCUAGACUUCACACAUUGCUACAGUUGUGGAACUAACUGGGAACAAGGAAACUACUGUCCAAUAUGUGAGAAGUGUUACUCGGACAAUGACUUUGACUCCAAGAUGAUGCAGUGUGCAAAAUGUGAACAUUGGGUUCAUGCUAAUUGUCAAGACAUCAAUGCUGACCAGUACGAGUGUCUCUCAGAUUUACCUGAAACUAUUCCUUUUGUUUGUAAACUUUGCUGUAAUGAAGACAAUCCAAAAUGGCUGCAAGAACUUAAUGAUGAAAUGUUGGCAGGUUUUAUAAGGGUUUUGGAUGAAAUUGUGAAAAGUAAAUCAUAUCAACCACUUGUGAAGUUCUUUGAACAAAUUCAUGUAGACAAUGGGCACCCCAAGGAUAUGGAAGCCAUUAGAGAAAAGGCAAACCAAAAUAAGUACAAAUUUGUGAAAGAGUUUUCCAUCGAUGUUCAAGCAAUAUUCAAUAAGAUUCUUAAAAAUGAAGAAUUAAAAGCUGACCUUCAACUUAUCAAGCAUCACUAUACUGUUUUCAGUGUGUUUCAAACUGAAAUGAGGAGCAUGUUUCCAUGGCAUGUAAUUGAACCAAUCAAUGACAAACCAUUAGAGCAAGUCCAAGAAGUCAAACCUUGUCCAGUGAAGAUCAAUGGAGUUAUUGGCAAACCAAUAGAAUUUACAGCAUGGGACCACUCAUACUGUCUACCGCCCUCUGAGGCUACUACCAAAUCUCUACAAUCCACUACAGACACCAAAACCCAUGAGAUGAAAGGUGAAUCUCCACAAAACACUACAAAUUUGAAAGCAAUGCCAUUUUCUAAGGAUACAGACACUCUUUCACCCACUAAGACUUGCAACUCUGUACCACCCUCUAAGGACAUGGACUCACUACCUCCCCCAGAGGAUAUAGAUUGUAAUUCUCAAAGCAAGGAUAAAGAUUCUGUCAUUUCUCUAAAGAAAGCGAAUUCAGGAUUUAUUGAUGAUGAUAAAGAAAGAAAUGAGAAAUCUCCUGAGAAAAUGGAAGUGGAUGAACAGAAAAUCCCACAGGAAGAGAACAAUGGUGUAAAAUCUGAAAGUGAAGCACUGGAAGGAACAUCAGAGAAAAUAUCAACAAAAACAACUAAACUGACUGUCAAUGAAGAAGCAGAAAGAGCUGGAAAUGCCAGCCCUAAACCAGUCAUCUCAAAAGUGAAUCCAAAAUCUAAUUUUUCAAAGACUUCAAAAUCUAAGAAAGGGAACCACAACAAUAGUUUGAGCUUAGAAGGGAAAACAGUCAAGAGAGAUCCCCAGUUUACAGAUUCCAAUGAGGAACUGGGCUUAAAGAGAGUUUUGGAUACACGGAAGUGUCAGUUAUGUUGUUGCUAUGGUGAUGACAAGCCGUCAAUGGCUGGAAGGUUGUUGUACUGUGGGCUUGAUGAGUGGGUCCAUGUCAAUUGUGGUUUGUGGUCAGCUGAGGUCUUUGAAGAUGAUGAUAAAUUGCAAAAUGUACAAGCGGCCAUCACUCGAGGAAAACAAAUGAGAUGUGAAUACUGCUUUGAGGCUGGUGCAACUGUUGGAUGUUGUGAACCAAGAUGUCCUAUGAACUACCACUUCAUGUGUGCUAGGAAUUCAAAGAGUGCCUUUCAAGAUGACAAGAAGGUCUACUGCCAUCAACACUCAUUCAGAGCAAAUGAAGAGCUUAUCAUGGAAGGCGAUCAGUUCCGUGUUGACAGGCGUGUCUUUGUGGACUUGAGUAAAGUCCGCACGAUAAAGAAAGGUUUAAAGGGUGCUGAACCAGAUAGCAUUCAACUUAUACAAGGAUCAAUGAAAAUCGAGUCUUUGGGAAAACUGACUGCAUCUUCAGACCACAAAGACGGCAUCUUUCCAAUUGGAUUUAAGGUGAGUCGUUUGUAUUGGAGUACACUGGAUCCAAGGCGUCGUUGUCGAUAUUAUUGUACUAUAGCCGAGAAACCAAGAGACACAGUUGUUAAGUCAUGUGCUGAGGAAACGCAAGAAAUGACAACAGCUGAAGACACAAUACAUCGAGUGAUUGUACAUGAUGAUUUGGAGAGGAAUAAAACACUUGACUUGAGUUGUAAAGAAUCGUCAAAAGAAAUUCUAAAUGCAUCAUAUAAGGAACUAGAAACUUCAAGAACAAAUGCAACAAAGGACCUAAAGGGACCAUGUAGUCCCACUAAAGAGUGUAAGGGUCCUAUUAGUCCUUCAAAAGGCUGUAAGGGGCCUGUUGGUUCAACCAAGGACUGCAUGGGAGCAUUUAAUAACACUGGUUCCUCUACGGACUGUAAGGGACGUGUAAGUCCCACUAAAGACUACAAGGGGCCUAGUAGUCCCAAAAAGGACCAAAAGGGACCAGCUGGUCCCACAGCGAUAGGAACAAGUUCGAAUAAUAGUUGUACUAAAGACAAAAAUAAUGAAAUAUCAAGAAUAUUAUCUGGAUAUAAACAAAUCUUGCCAAUAUCUUCUCGACCUCCACCUUUAUUACCAGCGUACAGAGCAAACAACUUCCCACGAAAGAUCCUUCCGAAUAUACAAAAUCCACUACUACUGUCGGGAAUUCGCAACUCAGUGCAGCUUCCUCCAAUGCUCUCUAGUCCGUUAAUAUCACAAGUUAUGUCACCUCAACGUCGGAAAGCAGAACCUCUUUCUCCGGGAAUUUCUGGACUACCUAAACCCAAGAAACUUCGCAAAAUGUCUACAAUCAAUGAAGAAAUUGAAAAACAACCAGAAGAGGUCAAAGAAGCAGUUUCAAGCAAUAAUAUGGACAAGUUUACGUCUCCUAAGAAAGACAAAUGUGUAGAGAAAUCUAACAAUAUUUGUAGUAAACUAAAUACAAACAUUCCUUGUAAAAAGUCAGUGGAAAAAACUGUAAAGAAAACAGAAGAACCUACAGUCAACAAAGUUAAACAAGACAACUCAUUGAAAGUUAAAUUUAUUAUUACUAGUGAUGAUGGUCUGAAGAUUGAGUCUGAUUCUUAUAAAGCUGCAUGGAAAAAGAUCUACGAUAUGGUUCGUGAAGCUCGAGCAGACAGACUUCUUGCUGAUGUACCAUUCAUAGGUCUGUAUAAUGUUUCCAUGAUGGGACUUAAGCAGGAAUCUGUUGUGUAUAUGCUUGAACAACUGCCAGGAGCUCACCAACUGAAAGUAUACAAGUUUAAAUACCACAAACCGUGCGACAAAAGCGUUAAUGGCGAACAAGUGGAGGAGUUGAAAGAAAACCCUUCAGGAUGUUGCAGAACUGAGCCAUAUAAGCGAACAAAGAAGUAUGACAUGUUUGCGUUCUUGUGUUCUGUCUACCGUACUGCCCCUAAGUUGACUGACAACUCUGACGAGCAAGACUGGUCUGAGCCUAAUUAUGAAGAUAUCAAGCGUGCUACUGCCCUUGACUUGCCAAUGGCCAUGCGAUAUCGUCAGUUGAAAGAGAACAAUUACAACAGGAAUGCUGUUGCAGUGUAUAGGUCUGGUAUCCACGGCCGUGGUCUGUAUUGUGCACGUAACAUAGCUGCUGGUGAGCUAGUGAUAGAAUACUCAGGCGAACUGAUCCGUACAACACUAACCGACAAACGAGAAAAGUACUACGAUAGCAAGGGCAUUGGCUGCUAUAUGUUUCGCAUUGACGGUAUCAAUGUAGUUGACGCUACUACGUCAGGAAAUGCUGCAAGGUUUAUUAACCAUUCAUGUGAGUGCAAUUGUUACUCGAAGAUUGUUGCUGUUGACGGAAAGAAGAAGAUCUUGAUAUUUGCUUCUCGAAGUAUUUCUCGUGGCGAGGAGCUUACAUAUGACUACAAGUUCCCUGUUGAAGACGUCAAGCUGCCAUGCCUCUGUAACUCUAAGAAAUGCAGAAAGUAUUUAAAUUGAGGAGAAGAUUACCUACAGCAGAUUAAUUUACAUUAAUUUUUGUGUGCCUCGCACACUGAGGAAGCUCAAUUUGUAUCCUUGUGAAAUCGAAGCUCUCAUUGCUAUCACUCAUGUAGCGACCAGCUCACUUGAUGUUUCGCUAAUUAAUUCUUAUAUGAUGGACAGUGUUUUUGAAAAGAGGCGCUACGAGGGACAUGAAUUUGAUUUCCACCGUACGAACUUAUGCUGUAAAUUUCCUACAAAUUGACCUUCUCUGCCGACUUUUUGAAUUGUAUUCAGAACGAAAGUGGAAUUCUUUGUUUUGCCUCCUUAUUUAUACAUGCAUCUUAUUCUCACGCGUUGGUGGAAAGCAUAUAUAGAAUUCUAUUCUGACGGUCUUUCGGAAUGGGACGGUCAUUGGUAGAGCUCAGUUAAUGAGAGUUAGAAUUGUUCCAAAUUCUGUAAUUUGGAUUUGCUCAACACAGGGUUUUUUGUAAGAUUUUUCCAGAAGUUUUGCUAAAUGUCAUAAUGUAAAUAACACACGAUAAAAAUGCUAAUGGUGAUUGCGCCUCAACUUUGUGGUCGCUCGUGAGAUCUUUGAAAACCUCAGGCUUUCCAGUGGUGGAACGAGAGAUUAGUACGAGGGUGAAUUUACCACACAAGAACACUCUACCCCCAUUCUUUACUGUAAUUCCCCUGUUUUUUCGUGGAUAAGUGGAAGUUCUAUUGAUCUAACACCCAACCUGUUGUCCGCGUUGAUAAGAUUACGAGAGCUUUCGCUAAUAACCGAAAUACUUGUAUAUUUUUUAGAAUGUGCCGAAGACAAAAUAUCGUGAUAAUAUAUAUUCUCUGAAAAAUUUGGAACGACCUUUAUUUAAUUUUUUUGUAAAAAAAAAACAACAACAAUAUGACAAGGGAGGGGAGGCCAACAAUAAUUUGCGAACAAUUUGUCAGGACAUCAACAUCUGGUUUACAGAUGAAAUGUGUUUUGAAUUAGCACAUAGAUAUUUGUAUCAUUUGUAUUUUAAUUGUCUUUAAUAACAUGAUAUUUGGCUGGUUCAGUAAGUUAUAACUCACCAGCUUUGAAGCGAUGAUAUAGACCAUUGCAAUGAUGUAUAAUAUAUUAUUCUCGAGAGGAAAUAUCGCUGUAAAUAUCCCGAGUGACUUCUAAUAAAUGAACUUUUUAUCUA